CCUAUCUAAUGUCUCUCACCAGUUCGAAGCGUUUGAAACUCUCGUCUCUCAAGACGCGCAGUCACCAGCUGACUGGCGACCCAGAGAAUGAGAAACAAUGGGUGAAAAUGACGGGAGCUCGAAGUCACCUGAGAGCAACUGGAUUUACAGACACCGACUUUGUGAAGCCAAUCAUCACAGUGGCUUGUCCGUAUAGCAAUGCUCUACCUUGCAACAAUCAUUUCCGUCAACUUGGGGAUAUGAUAGUGGAAGAGGUGGAAAAGAGAGGCGGAAAAGCGUUUCUUUGUCAAACACCGGUUGUUAGCGAUGGCGAGACGAUGGGCACAAACGGCAUGAAGUACUCUCUCAUUUCUCGUGACUGGAUUGCAGACUGUGUGGAGAUAAUGCAUGAGGCAUAUGCAGCCGAUGCUGUAAUAGGUCUGGGCGGCUGCGAUAAAACUGUACCUGGUGUUCUCAUGCCAAUUGCUAGACUAAACAGUAUUGGUGCCUGUUUGUAUGGUGGGACGAUUCUUCCCGGACACUGUGAAGGUCGUGCUGAAGCAUUGGAUGUGCGAAGUGUAAUGGAGGCCAUAGGAUCUUACGGUGCCGGUCUAAUUGAUGUUGAAGAGCUCCAUAAGGUGGAACGUUGUGCUCUGCCUGGAUCCGGUGCUUGUGGAGGCAUGUAUACUGCCAACACCAUGUCAUGUGCUGUUGAAGCUCUCGGAAUGGCGUUGCCAGGUACAGCAACAGGACCCGCUGUUGAUACAGACAACAAGGUGACUUUGAAGAAGAAAGACGACUGUAAGAGAAUUGUUGAAGCUCUUUUCAAUCUCAUGGAAACAAAAGUUUCAGCUCGACAGAUUCUUACAAGAAAAGCAUUUGAAAAUGCUGUUGCAGUCAUGUAUGCAGUUGGAGGGUCAACGAAUGGUGUUCUGCAUCUCCUUGCUCUUGCACAUGAGGCGAAGGUCAAGCUUGAGAUUGAAGAUUUCAACAUAAUUGGUGAACGUGUCCCAAUCAUUGUUAAUGUGUCUCCGCAUGGAAAGUAUCAUACUGCGGAUAUUGAUGCUAUUGGCGGAUUACCAGUUGUGAUGAAGGAACUUUUAUCUCACGGCCUCAUUCACGGGCAAUGCCUCACAGUCUCAGGCUCAACUGUAGCUGAGAAUUUAGCCGGUGUGCCAUCGUUGUCCGACUUAGGUACCCAGGAUAUUGUUUACUCGGUUGACGUGCCGUUUUCGCCUGCUGGAAGACACAUUCUGAUACUUCAGGGAAAUCUCUCACCAGAAAGUGCUGUCUUGAAACUAAGUGGCAAGCAAUUGGACAAGCCAUUUGUUGGUCCAGCUGUGGUGUUUGAUGGUGAGCAUGAAGCCUUUGAUGCUGUGAUGGCUGGAAGAAUAAAGGCUGGUGAUGUGCUCGUUAUACGUUAUGAGGGGCCAAAGGGCAGCCCGGGUAUGCCAGAGAUGCUGAGUCCUAGUGCUGCCUUGGUCGGCUCUGGACUUGGUAAGUCUGUGGCUCUAGUAACAGACGGUCGUUUCAGUGGUGCAUCCCACGGCAUUAUGAUUGGUCACGUGACUCCCGAGGCUCAAGUAGGGGGUCCAAUAGCUGUCGUACGAGACGGUGACCUGAUCCGUAUUGAUGCAUCGAAGAGACAACUUUCAGUCGAGAUUUCGGAUGACGAGCUAAGUCGCCGUUUGGCAGACUGGCAGGCUAAGUCUCUGCCAGACAGUGGCUUGUUGGCUAAAUAUUCUCGAGUCGUGUCUAGUGCUCAUACAGGAGCAACAACACACUAGAUGCUGGAUCAAUCUAUUCCAAUUUUCUGAACAUGAAAUUGAUGGUAUUUUUGUGAUUUCUUGUUUUUAUGUUGAUGAUGGCUUGAAUGACUUUGAUGGGUCGAUCGAUGAAUUUGGUUGGGCAUAAGCCUGUCGUUGUGAAUGCGAAAUGUUUGCCACUGUGGCAAUCUGAGAGGCGA
Molecule: messenger RNA, 1945 nt
Organism: Corticium candelabrum
Lineage: Eukaryota; Metazoa; Porifera; Homoscleromorpha; Homosclerophorida; Plakinidae
Product: dihydroxy-acid dehydratase-like
Exons: 24
Coding region: 9-1766 (585 amino acids)
Biological process (GO): branched-chain amino acid biosynthetic process
Molecular function (GO): dihydroxy-acid dehydratase activity
Source: RefSeq, a predicted model, not a curated record